This is a messenger RNA of Pieris brassicae (large cabbage white), 1907 nucleotides long. Its product is annotated as superoxide dismutase [Cu-Zn]-like. Lineage: Eukaryota; Metazoa; Arthropoda; Insecta; Lepidoptera; Pieridae. Gene Ontology annotation, molecular function: copper ion binding. Gene Ontology annotation, biological process: removal of superoxide radicals. The record is from RefSeq and is a predicted model, not a curated record. The coding region runs from base 61 to 777 and encodes 238 amino acids. The transcript is spliced from 4 exons.
UUUGCAAACUCGGCACGUCUUAAAAGCUUCCAAAUUUGAAUUACGCGCGAUUUUUUAAUAAUGAAUUUAAGAUUGCAUGUGUUCUUCGGCCAGUUACUGUGGAUAGUUUCGGUUUUAAAUGGCAAAACAGUCGAAGGUAUUCCCGGCUAUGGCAGAAAUUUAAUUAUAAAGUCUCUCCCAGCAAUAGAGGACUUCCAGAGCAAUGUUUACGAAGUUAUCAUGGAACCGUAUCUUUAUGGCCUCGGUGGACCGAUAUCAUCCAGCGAUCGCGUAGAAAAACAGUUUGAUUUGACACGCGACCCCAGGUCUAUUGGCCUUCGGGCAAUUGCCUACCUCAAAGCUGACCAGGAUUCCGGAGUCACAGGGGAAUUGGUUUUCAGACAAGUGGUUCCUAAUGGUCCUGUGGUUAUCGAGGGUAACGUGACCGGUUUACCUGCGGGGCUACAUGGACUGCACAUCCACCAAUCUGGUGCAGUGAAGGAGAACUGUCAAGAUAUUGGACCGCAUUUUAUUGCAUACUAUGGUCGUCACGGCGGACCUCGAGACAACAUACGCCACGUCGGAGACCUUGGCAACAUUAAGGCAGAAGAGGAGAUAUUGAACGUGAAAAUAAUUGACCAUCUGAUAUCAUUAGCCGGCCCCAGGUCUAUAGUGGGUCGGUCCAUAGCCAUAAGUAAGAGCGAGGAUGACUAUGGUAGGUCCAGCACUGAAGAUAGCGCGCUUACUGGUACAUCUGGACCCGCCAUUGCAUGCGGCGUGAUAGGAUACUUGAACUAACUUUUUUUAAGCUAUCUCUUAUGUAGACCAUUAAAAUUAUCUACUUAUAAACAACUAAGGGUAUAGAUUCAGAGCCGGGACUUGUCAUAAGUAUGCCUUAUGACUCUCGUAUGUCAAAAAAAGGAUUUGAAAUAACGUUUAAAGAACCUUAUUCCUUAUUAUAUUUUUCAAGUGGUUUUCAUUAUGUUUCUAAUAUGAACGAGACGCACGUCGCAAUCUGACAGCCGUCCUAACUUUAGUCAUCUAGAUAUUUUGACAUGUAUAUGUAUUACCCUUUUAAAUUGAUUAAACACGCUAAUAUUUCGAAUAUUAGACUGUUUAAAUUCUCGUUAAAGUCUUGACUCUAAAAUAUAGGGUCAAGGUUUUGACGCUAAAUGUGAUUUCCGCAUGACAAAGACGUAUUGGAAUUGACAUACGUCAACCCGUACCAGGAACGUCGAUAAUGACUGUUUCGUUUUUAUCUUAUCUUCAAAUAUAAUGUCACCUGGUUUUUAGGUAUAUUUUUCACUGCACAAAAGUUGGUUAUGUUGUACUCGUAUAAGCCUUUUUCUAUCGCAAUUUAUAUCGUAUCAGCGUAUGUUAUAUAGCAUCGUUUUAUAUAGCAUCAAUCGUCAAUUACUAUAAAUCAUAAAUUAAGAUAAGAUUUUACUUGUAUAUAAUUUUGAAUGAAUGUAUAAAAUGUACACGCAAAACAAUAAAUGUUAUAAAAUAAAUAUCAUUUAUCGGAUUAUUAUUUGUAAUGGAUAAACUUUAUAACUUUAAAAUGAUAUUAAAAAUUGUUACAUCAAAAGGACGAGAAAAAAUAUUUCCUUUUUUUGUAUAGUUCCCUCGAUAGGUGGACACAUUGUAGACAUCGUAAGGAAGGCGUGAUGACCAUAUGAGUCAAUAGCGUGUAUCAGGUACAGAAGACUCCGCCUUCGCCAAUUAGAAAAAUAAACAGAUAACGAAAUCUGACGCUAAAACAUAAAAGGAAGGGUCCUUUCCCGUCCUCAAUUUAUUAAAAAAAAAAUGUAUUUUUGUACAUUAAAAAACCUAACUCUUCCUUAAGUAUUUACAGAAUUUUUUUCUAAAUAGCCUUGAUUACGAUGCAACAUUAAAUUUGUUAUAGACUAAAUAAAAUUCUGGCACAC